Alternaria arborescens is the source of this 6564-nucleotide messenger RNA. RefSeq lists its product as hypothetical. Gene Ontology annotation, molecular function: DNA-binding transcription factor activity; protein binding. The transcript has 5 exons. NCBI's taxonomy places the organism in Eukaryota, Fungi, Ascomycota, Dothideomycetes, Pleosporales, Pleosporaceae. Bases 1 to 6564 code for a protein of 2187 amino acids. Gene Ontology annotation, biological process: regulation of DNA-templated transcription. The record is from RefSeq and is a predicted model, not a curated record.
AUGCACAGACACGCUGCCUACCCAUAUGCCAACCCGGCACCCACCACCACAGAACACUCGGGCACCUCCUCAGCCUUCUCUGCUUCGGCAAACCCUGACGAAGCCUGGACCAAGAUCUCAGAUCUCGCUGAACGCAGGCGGAUACAGAACCGCAUUGCCCAACGCAACUACCGCAAGAAGCUCCAAAAGAGGCUCAAAGACUUGGAGCGUCGUAAUGCCUCGAGAUCAGCUUCACCUGAGCAGAAGCCUACCCCAUUGGAGCUGGCGAUGCGCACGAAAUUUUCUGAUGACACGAUGUUCGCGACCAAUCCGCGUGCCCCUGAAGAACUUACUCUCCUCCAUGAGCCGCUCGAGCCUCUCGUCGAUUUGAUCUUCGUCCAUGGCUUAGGAGGCGAUCCUGUGAAGACUUGGACCAAAGGCGAGGACAGUGAACAGUUUUGGCCGCAAGCGUGGCUUCCACAAGAACCAGUUCUUCAAAAUGUUCGUAUCAGUACCUUCGGUUACAAAAACGAUGGGGAUGAGCACAAAGAUACUGCAUCGAUGAUUCAUGAUGCGGGAGAAGGUCUUCUGAGGGAGAUUAGCACGAAUGUAUCCCAAAGGACGCAGGAAGAUCUGCCUAUCAUCAUGAUAGGACAUAGUAUAGGCGGCUUAGUGAUUAAGAAGACGUAUACACUUGCUUGGAGGGGCGCCGCGACCCAGGCUCUCGCUGCUCGUGUUAAAUGUCUCAUCUUUCUUGCGACACCACAGCGAGAUGCUGGACUAGCGUCGACUGUUCGUAAAAUACUCCGAGCUUCUGGUCGGUUCAACUACAAUUCGUCUUUGUCUGAUUUUGAGAAGACAUCAGUCGAGCUCAACAAAAUCAACGAUGAGUUCAGACACUACGCGGGCGAGGUUCGCAUCCUGUCUUUCUACGAAACCAUCGAAACCAACCUCGGGAUUCAAUCUGAGUUAAUCGUUGAUAAAGACUCUGCCUCAAUGGGUGUCAAACACGAACGCGUACAUCCACUCAAUGCCGACCACCGCAUGGUCUGCAAAUUCGACAGCAUAUAUGACACCAACUAUAUCACGGUCAAGAACGCCAUAGCAAGUAUAGCUGAGGACAUACUUGGUGACGCAAUAAAGAGGGAUGCUCAGAUUUCGGCUCUAAAAACCUAUCUUGACAUGAUGGAUACACCUAUUGACGAGCUCAACAAAGAGCAGGAUAAUCAGAUCACAGGGUCAUGCUCUUGGAUUGAGAAGCGCAAGGGCUUCCAAGCAUGGACUGGAACGCUUACACGGCCACCAUAUGUACCUCUAUACUGGAUCUCCGCGCCGCCAGCAACGGGAAAAACUGUAUUAGCAGGUCAUGUUAUCAAGCAACUCCAAAGAAGAGGUCAUGACUGUAGCUACUACUUCUUCAAACACUCUCAAAAGGGGAAAAACACCAUGAGUGCCAUGUUACGGUCCAUGGCCCUCCAGAUGGCCAUUAUGCACCCGAUUGUACGCAAGGAACUGCUCGAUUUGCAAAAGAACGGUAUUGCCUUCGACAAAGAACACGAGGACUCGGUAUGGAGAGUGUUGUUUGUUGGAGCUAUCUUUAGGACCAGCCUUGAGAGACCGGAAUACUGGGUUAUCGAUGCAUUGGAUGAAUGUAUCGACUCCAUGAAACUGUUCUCUUUACUUUCGCGGAUAGAAUGCAGAUACGGUGUUCAGAUACUCAUCACCAGUAGAGGGCCUUGGCAUGAUUUUGAACGACAAUUCGCCCGCCUCGGUCAUCGAGGUAUGACUGAUACGAUCCCUGUGGAAGACACAACACAUGAUAUCAGACUUUUCUUCGAACAGAAUAUGGACCAUCUUCCCGUCGAAGAGGAAGCAGAUAAGCGGCUUAUGGUUGAGAAACUGGUUACCGAAUCGGCAGGUUGCUUUUUGUGGGCACGCUUGGUACUACAAGGGCUCGAGUCGGUGUAUAGCGAAGAACAUAUCGAAGAAGUCAUCGAGGGGCUACCUAUGGAGAUGGGUCUUCUGUACGAACGAAUCCUUGGUGAGAUGUCGAAAAGCGUGCGUCGAACGCGACUCGCGAAAUCUCUACUUGUCUGGGCCAUCUGUGCUGUUCGCCCAUUGCACAUCUCCGAACUCGUCAAAUUCAUUGAGAUUGACAUAGGAGCGAAGGUACCAGACCUGAAGGGUGUGAUCCGCUUUCUUUGCGGUCAGCUUCUCCAUGUCGACAACACUGGGCAUGUCCAAUUAGUGCACAGAACCCUGCGUACAGCUCUGACUGAUGGUUCGUCGAAAUCAGAGUUUGCGAUCUCGAAAAUAGAAGGACACGGACGACUCGCUUUCGUCUGCCUUGAAUAUCUGUGUGGGGGAAAGAUGAGGUCGCCUCGCAACUGGGCCUUCGUUGAAAUCCCGCGAAGCGCCAAGAACCCAAUAGCGGAUUACGCAUGCGCCUCGUUCUCGGAGCAUCUAGUAAGGUCCUCCUCCUCCGACACUGCUCUGUUUCUGGAGCUAGAGAAGUUUCUGAGAUCGAAUGUCCUGACGUGGAUCGAGUACAUCGCGAAGACCAAGAAGAACCUUCAUCAUCUGACGAAGACGGCUAGGAACCUACAAUAUUAUCUCAGUCGUAGGGCCUACCAUAUACCACCUUUCAGUGCGGCGGACCAUUACGUCAGUCAAUGGGCGACAGACUUGAUGCGAAUCACCGCUAAAUUUGGUCGCUAUUUGUUAGACAACCCGGAUUCAAUCUAUGGUCUGAUCCCGCCAUUAUGCCCGCGAGACUCCGCAAUCAACCAGCAAUUUGGUGUUGUUCGCAGUGAUUUGAGCGUUUCUGGAGUCGGCAAUGGCGCUUGGGAGGACUCUGUAUCCCACAUCGAUUUCCAACAAGAUUGUGCAAUGUCUAUUGCCGCUGGACCAUAUCAGUUCGCUAUUGGUACGUCUUCAGGACGGAUAAUCCUUUACUUGCAAGACACCUGUCAAGAAAGUAUGUCACUCGAUCAUGGAGAGUCCGCAAAAGUCCUGCACUUUGGGAACAGUUACAAACUCGCCUCAGCUGGUGCUCAUAUGAUCCGUCUCUGGGAUCUCAAGAGCGAGUCGCUAGUCUGGACUUACAACAUCAAAGAAAACCCCAUACUCCUUCAGUUCGAUCAGGAUGAUCGCUUGAUUGUCGCUACGAAGAGCAACCGUGUCAUCAUCUUAAGCUGUGACGAUGGAACCACCCUUUGCGACCAUUCCUUUCCCAGUAGUAAGGCGCCACUAAGCGUUACCAUUUCUCCAGAUUGUAGUAUGGUAGCGUUCACUCACCCUGGCGAAGGCGCUUCUGCAUGGUAUCUUCCUGACCACCUGGAUGAUGAAAACUUCCUAGAAGGUUGGAAUGAAGAAGUUACUUCUUCUUUUAUGACCAGCGAAUCUUUCCCAAAUAACAUCAUCUUCAACAAAAAUCCGGCUCUUGACUUAAUGGUGGUCACUUUCCAGGAUGGCCUUAUGGUUCUCUACGAAACAGCAUGGGCGCCAGAAGUCGUGAAGACUAACCAACAAGACUGUCAGUACAUAGCGUGUUCACCUGACGGGCGAAUACUCGCAACAAGAUCAAAUUCGGGCGUGAUAGGACUAUGGGAUUUUGAAACCUUGACCUUGCUAUGGCAAAUCAAAACGCGGGAGCCUUUGGGGAGAGCCUUGGCGUUCACGGAUUGUGGAACUCGAAUCAUCGAUCUGCAGAACCAUAGGGUUAAAGUUUGGGAGUCCGCUACUCUUAUUCGCAAGGACACCUAUGAUGAAAACUCUUCCGCAACUCUACCUGUACUGGGAGUAGCCUUUGGGGACGAGGAAGAUGUUGUGCCCAUCACAGCCACUUGUAUACACCCAACCCGAGACGUCAUCCUUGCGGGUAAAGAGGAUGGGUCUGUGAAUGUUUAUUCAGGAGUAUCAGGAGGGCUGGAAGAUGUCAUCUACACCCACAAACUAGAUGGUUAUGUAAGGAGGAUCACAGUCAGCGCUGGAGACAUUGUCGCUUCUCAAGAUGCAAGCAACAAGGUCAUGGCAUAUAGGCUGAAUCAAGAAUUGCCUAAUCACUUUAGUGCAACUCAGAAGCUUAUGGACUUGCACAUGGAAGAACCAGCGGAACAACUCCUGAUCAAUGGUGCGGGAGAUAGGCUCCUUAUAUCUACUGCUACGACCGACCAGUUAUGGAUACGAAGCGAAACUAGCACCUUUAAACGAGCGAAAGUUCUGGAAGCCCCAUCUAGAUUCGCCUGGAGGUGGAUGUCGUCCAUCAGAGUAUCAGGUACACUUCUUCUGUUCGUCGACCAGACUAUCCGCCGAUUCAACUGGGACACACUAGAUGAGCUAGAUGUUACGGAUCCACCUCGGAAGAUCAAGAUCAGUACCACGAGUCUCACUGGAAGCGACGUUGUACUGAAGGCUCUUGAAACCGACGUUACUGGCACUAAUAUCAUCGCGGAGUUUUCGCAUCAACUGGAUUCGAAAGCGACUGAGAGAUUGAUAGUUUGGCAGGCGGACAAUUCAGCAUCUCAAGAGGAAAGCGCAAGUAUCGAACCCAGCCUCGUUCUUUCUUCGAUUGAGAUCAAACAUCUUCUGGGAAUAUUUGAGCAUAGCAUUGUGUAUCUGAAUCACAAUCUUUGGGUCUGCUCAAUAGACCUGCAAGAAAGCACAAUGAAAAGACAGGUCAAGAAGCAUUUCUUUGUUCCUCUGGAGUUUUUGGGACACAAUGAUGGUUUCAUGGCAUCAGUGUCUAAAAAAGGGGAUGUAUUGUUUCCCACCGGGAAGGAAAUUGCCGUGGUCAGGAAUGGGUUGAAGCAGUUUCUAGAUAGCUACACUUUAGCGAGCGAGGUUCAUGGGUGGGAUGCUCAUAUGUUGGCCUUGCAGACUAACCCCAAGAUGAUAGGAAGACCUUUCGAUGAUAACUUCAUAGCACCGCAAAAGGUCGCUGCACGUGGGGAAUCAGCGAACGAUUACAUCAUCCGUAUUCUGACCGAAGAUAGGGAUACGCGUACAGUGUUUGCAGAGUUACUAGAAAGAAUGGAUCAAGAGCAAUUCGUUGAAGCCGUAAGGAAGGGGCUAAAAGACCUACACCUGAGUUUAGUGAACAACGCCAAAAGUCAACCGGAAGAACCAAUUGCUCGCUUACUGGAAAGCCGUUCGGACAGAGAGAAGAUAUGCGAAGGCAUUGCUGAAAUCAUCGUCUCUGAAAGAUUCCAAUAUGGAAUGGCAAUGAGAGAAGCCAACGAGAAGAAUCAUCUUGGUGAUACCCUCCGACAAUCAGAACCUUUCCAGACAUUACUCAACGAUCUCAGGAUGCAAAUCCUUCCGCAAUCACUCAAAGACAUUGUACAAACAGCUUUGUACGGCUCUUUGUCACUUUCAGAACAAAAUAACAAUUCCCUGGUCAAUCAAACCAAGGCCUUUAUCGAGGACUUUACCAUGCUAAAAUGGAAUUGGUGGCCUUUAGAGCCAAGAAUGAGGGAUAUGUCUUCGAAUGAGACGCGUUUGCUUUGGCGUUGCACUUGCGGUACGCGACUUUGGCAAGAGGUCCCCACUGAAGAAUUAAACCUCAUCAAGCCUAUGCUUCCUUACGGAAUUAGUGACUCGAAUCUGCUACACAGAUGCAAACAGGGUGGAAGCUUCAGUUCCCUUAUCGGAAAGUUCACUAGAUCAGCGACACUCCAGUCAACUGCAGGUGUGAGAUAUACACCUUCCAAUGUGGCAGCAGCUCCUAGCAAUGUAGCGCAGGGCCUGCAAAGUGCCGGUGUUGCAGUUAGCCUAAAUAACUCCCCAAAGCCCGCUCAAACCACGAACCAACUAGCAAGUUCCGGUGCACAAGCUGCCGGGGUACAACAAGCUGUUCUUGAUGACCCACGGAUACUGUUCGGAGUGAGAGGACCCCACCCAGCAUUGAAAUUGGAGCAAAUCAGCGUCGAUAAUACGAUGAACGACAGCAACUUCUACGAUGAACUGAAAAAGUACUACAGGCUCAAUCGUGGCAGACUCAGGUACUGGUUCUCAUUCUGGCGCCUAGGAUACUGCGAGGUUGUCAAGUUCCAAACCUACAGACCAAACUACGUGUUCAGAGAACAGAAAGAACUACCCGUGGGUAAUGACUACGAAUACGAUCCUCGCCACCCAGAUGCACAGAAUCCUCCUAUAUCACGACACGAAUUCUCGAUGCAUCUCAAUUCAUGUGGCGAUUCUUGUCGUUGGUCAAAGCUGUCCAAAUACACGCCAAUACUCGGACAACUACUGCACGAAUGUCUACCAACUCUACACACAAAGCGCGCAAUCAAUCGCAUCCCAAAAAGGAAGUACCCCUUCAAUACAUCAUGCACAGACGACAAGAACGCGUAUGCCUGGGGACUAGAAGCGAGACAUGAGAUUUCGGCCGCCUACGUGGCCUUCUAUCACCUUCUUAUCCUUGCGCUUCCUUUCGGCUUCUGGGGCUGGUGGCAAGCUACACACCCAGGUGAUUUGCAGAACGCAUCGGUACCGGUCACUGUUGUUCUUACAAUGCUCUCUUUGUUCUGGGGUACAAAUGGGAUUUUGACUCAAGGCCGAAAAUUAGGCGAAAUAGAUGUCUGA